This is a messenger RNA of Paraglomus brasilianum, 1275 nucleotides long. The record is from the annotation of a GenBank genome assembly. NCBI's taxonomy places the organism in Eukaryota, Fungi, Glomeromycota, Glomeromycetes, Paraglomerales, Paraglomeraceae.
AUGAGGGCAGCAGAAGGAUCAAAGAGCAUAACGAAAAUACUCUACUACUUGUUCCUAAUUUAUACUUUCUGUGCUGUAUUGUAUACAGCCAACUACUUCUACCAUACAUAUACUUCUGAAAAAGCAAUUCCCGAUGUUCUACCUCAAAGUAAUGAUCUAAAAGGGAUUAAUAUUCAGUCUGCAAACUCUGGCAAAGAUGCUAUCAAGUGGGGUGGUAUGCAAGACGUAAUGACAGAAGAGUUCUUCUUGUCAAAAGUAUUUGCAGAAUCGCUACAGCCCACACAAGUGAUCCCAUACUAUUUCCGUGCACAAGGAACACCACCGAAAGAGGACAUUACAAUAACUACACUUAUUACGGCUAAUAGGUUUAAAGUUUUUGACAGACUCGUCAAUCACUACAAAGGCCCAAUAUCAGUGACAAUACACGUUAAUGACGUACCCCAUAAACGCAAUGCACUCCUUGCUCAGCUGAACGACCUCUACCAUGGCAAUCCGCUAAUGAAGAAAUUUGUCGACGUCCAUCUCGUAAUAGACAAAUUCGAGCGCCAAUUCAACAUGUGGCGCAACGUAGCUAAAUUCUUCGCCCGCACCGACUAUGUAAUGAUGCUCGAUGUUGAUUUCUAUCUCUGCACCAAUUUCCGUGAGAAAAUACUAAACGACGAGCGGCUCAUGAACAUGUUACGAGCCAAGAAUACCGGAAUCAUCAUUACGGCAUUCGAGUAUGUCAAUCAGGCUGACGGUUACGAGCACGAAAAAUUCCCAAAGACCAAGACCGAUUUGCUGAAGCAGGUUCAGGCGGGUCAAUUAGACAUGUUUCACGCAUUUUGGUGGAGAGGUCAUGGAAGUACCAAUUAUACUCGGUUUUACGAGGCGGACCAGCUCUACAAGGUUACUCAAUAUCAACACCAUUAUGAACCGUAUGUUAUUUUCCCCAAGGAUAGUCCAUGGUGUGACGAGAGGUUUAUUGGAUAUGGUGCAAACAAGGCUGCGUGCUUGUUCGAACUUUACUUGUCUGGUGUAGAUUACUGGGUAAUGCCAGAUGACUUUUUGAUCCACCAGUCACACGAAUACCUUGAAAAUGCAAGGAGAAUGGAGCGGAAAUACAACAAGAAACUCUAUGACCACUUCCGAGAAGAAUUAUGUUUCCGCUAUGCUCGUAACUUUAUCAACUCUGGUGUAUGGUCGACAUCAGUAGCAAAAAAUCUAAAGACAGAAUGCAAUAAGAUCCGUGGAUUUAAUCAGGCCAUAAAAUAUUUUAGUUCUCUAGAGUCCUAA